AUGGCAGAAAAUCAGAGAGUUCAUCCAGCAAUAGAUAUUGAAGCACCCCCAACAGCACCUUUGGUCCCCAAUGGUACUUCGGCCUCGAAAAAAGGGAGUCCAGUUCGGAACCACCCUCCAUUACCGCAGACCAUUCCUACCAUCCAAGCAAUACCUGCGAAAAAGAGAAAUUGUUGUUGCAAGUGUGUGUGUUGGACAAUAGGCCUCCUAGUACUCUUGUUGAUAAUCAUUGCAGCCACUGCAGGCAUUCUUUACAAGGUUUUCCAGCCAAAACUCCCCAAUUAUUCAGUCAACAGUUUAAAGAUAAGUGAUCUAAGACUCAAUUUCGACAUGACACUCUACGCCAAAUUCGAUGUGAAGAUUACAGCCAACAAUCCAAACAAGAAAAUUGGAAUUUACUACAAGAAAGGAGGUAAGCUGAGUGUUUGGUCAACAAAAACUAAGCUUUGUGAAGGGUCACUACCAAAUUUCUACCAAGGUCACCAGAACAAAACAGUGCUCAAUAUAGCCUUGACAGGCCAAACCCAGUAUGGGAAUACUUUAAUGACUGCAUUGCAAGAGCAACAGAGAACCGGACGAAUUCCAUUGGAUCUUAAGGUUCAUGCACCAGUAGCAAUUAAACUUGGGAAGCUGAAGCUGAGGAAGGUGAAAGUCACAGGGGGAUGCCUAUUGGUGGUGGACAGUUUAACCACAAAUAAUUUAAUCAGCAUUAAAGCUAGUAAUUGCAAGUUUAGAUUAAAGCUUUGAGUUCUUACCUUCCAAAAGUAGGAUUAUUUUUUUCAUGUGAUAUACAAUAAGUUGCAGAAAUGGUCCAUUUCUCCACUCUCUAUUAGUGUCUCUAUUCUCUAUAUACAUAUAUAUUGUCUUGCUGGUAUCUUCCUGUUUUCAUUUGGGUAUAAUAAGCUUUAAAAUAGAAUGCAACACCAAGGAACAUGUUACUCU
This is a messenger RNA of Cannabis sativa, 942 nucleotides long. Its product is annotated as NDR1/HIN1-like protein 6. The coding region runs from base 1 to 747 and encodes 248 amino acids. Gene Ontology annotation, cellular component: plasma membrane. Lineage: Eukaryota; Viridiplantae; Streptophyta; Magnoliopsida; Rosales; Cannabaceae. The record is from RefSeq and is a predicted model, not a curated record. The transcript has a single exon.